Molecule: messenger RNA, 2542 nt
Organism: Ochotona curzoniae (black-lipped pika)
Lineage: Eukaryota; Metazoa; Chordata; Mammalia; Lagomorpha; Ochotonidae
Product: zinc finger protein with KRAB and SCAN domains 4-like
Exons: 6
Coding region: 172-2046 (624 amino acids)
Biological process (GO): regulation of transcription by RNA polymerase II
Cellular component (GO): nucleus
Molecular function (GO): RNA polymerase II cis-regulatory region sequence-specific DNA binding; DNA-binding transcription activator activity, RNA polymerase II-specific
Source: RefSeq, a predicted model, not a curated record
ACUGCAGAAGCGGGGAGUAUAGGAAAACUCAGGGUGCUGUGUCCCCGGGGCGUCCUGGACCCCUGGACGUGACACAAAGGAACCCCUUGCAGCUUUCCUGGCUAAGGGUUAUUUAGAGACUUCCCUGAAGACACGCAGUUCAGUGCGUUCUGAGUGGGCUCUCGGCUCAGGAUGGCUGAAGAUUCGAGAAAAAACGCAGCCUUGGACGCCGGGUCUGCAAAGGAACAGACGGGGCUCCUGAUUGUGAAGCUGGAAACGGAGGACGCCGCUGCGGGGGCAGCGCAGGGCAGUGCACCCAGCAGCCCCGCCACCGGCUCCGAACGCUCCCGCCAGCGCUUCCGUGCUUUCCGCUACCCAGAAGCCACGGGUCCCCGCGAGGCACUUGGCCGGCUCCGGGAGCUCUGCCGACGGUGGCUGCGGCCCGAGGUGCACACCAAGGAGCAGAUCCUGGAGCUGCUGGUGCUGGAGCAGUUCCUGACCAUCCUGCCCAGGGACCUGCAGAGCUGGGUGCACACGCAGCGCCCCGAGAGUGGAGAGGAGGUGGUGGUGCUGUUGGAGUACUUGCAGCAGCAGCUGGAUGAGCCGACGCCGCAGGUCCCAGGUGGUGGCCAGGAGCAAGGACCAUUGCGUUGGAAAAUGGUACUUUUGACCCCGUCUCAAGAGUCCCAAAGCAAGCCGCUCCAGCAGGUGAAGUUCCUGAUCAAGCAUGAAUCUCUGGAGUCCCAGCCCUUACAACACAGAGUUCUCCAGGGUUCUGAGCUUGCCCAGGGAGAGAACUGCCAAGAAGGUGCAGUGGCCGUUGCCAGGCUUGCUCCAGAAUUCAAGGGGUUCCUGAAAAUGGAAGAUGUGGCCCCAACUGCCUCCCCCGGGUGGAAACAGCUGAAUUCAUCUUAUAAGAACCUCAAUCGAGUGGAAAUCCAGGAGUCCUGUAGCAGCCUGAUUUCCCCGGGUGGUGACAUAGAGACUAAGAUCAGGAACUUGCCUCCAGCUGAGCCACAACCACAGCAAGAGCCAGGCCAGACACCAGGCCACUUGGAUGGUGACAUUGCCCAGAUUCCCACUAGUGCACAAGCUGGGGAGCCAGAGGGCAGGUUAAAAAGAAAGCGCCAGAAUGCCGCAGGGAGUGGGCGGCACAUUUGCCAUGAGCAUGGGAAGAGCUUUGCACAGAGUUCAGGCCUGAGUAAACACAGAAGAAUCCACACUAGAGAGAAACCCUACGAAUGUGAAGAAUGUGGGAAAGCUUUUAUUAAGAGCUCUGAUCUUGUCAUUCACCAGAGAGUUCACACUGGGGAGAAACCCUAUGAGUGUGAAGAAUGCGGCAAGGCCUUUAGUCAAAACUCAAACCUUAUCAAACACCAAAGAACACACACUGGGGAGAAGCCCUACAAGUGUGAUGACUGUGGAAGAGCCUUCAGCCAUAGGUGCAGUCUCCUUGAACAUCAUAGAAUCCAUACAGGGGAAAAGCCAUACAGGUGCACUGUGUGUGGCAAAGCCUUUAGGCAGAGUUCACAUCUCCUGAGACAUCAGAGGGUCCAUGGGGGUAAAAAGAUUCAGGAAAGUCAGUUGGAAAAUGUCCAAAUUCCUGUGUCUUACAAAUGUAGUGAGUGUGAAAGAAGUUUUACUCAGAAUACAGAUCUUCUUGAACAUCACAAAAUCCAUACUGGGGAGAAACCCUAUGAGUGUGAAGAAUGCGGCAAGGCCUUUAGUCACAACUCAGACCUCAUAAGACACCAGAGAAUACACACCGGUGAGAAGCCCUACAAGUGUGAUGACUGUGGAAGAGCCUUCAGCCAGAGGUGCAGUCUCCUUGAACAUCAUAGAAUCCAUACAGGGGAAAAGCCAUACAGGUGCACUGUGUGUGGCAAAGCCUUUAGGCGGAGUUCACAUCUCCUGAGACAUCAGAGGGUCCAUGGGGGUCUUGAACGUCACAAAAUCCACACUGGGGAGAAACCCUAUCAGUGUGACACAUGUGGAAAGGGCUUCACGCGAACAUCAAACCUCAUUCAACAUCAGCGAAGCCACAAAAGGAAGAGAAAUCUGUCCUAGCCAUCCAUGCUGUAUGUGACGGAGUUGGUGCUCAUCCUUCACUGAACUGAAGCCACCUGAUGUCCUUACUCCUACAGAAGCUGUGGGCCAGAGCUUCAUUGGCUACUACACAUCAUUAGGUGUUAGAAAAUAUGGGAAAUACAGUUUUUGCCCUCUACAAGAUAAUUAGGAAAACACUUUUUUAAUAGGAAUCCGAGUGUGUUUUCUGGAAGAAAGACGACUGAAAAUGGUUUGUUGUUACUUGCUGAACUUACAUUUCCUCCUGGACCAGCCGGGUGUCCUUGACCUGCGUUUUUCCUUCAGUGGAUAGCUGCAGUUUGGAAAUGUCUGCCCUGGCCAUACUGAAUCUUUCAUGAGAUAGAUUCAUGAAUUUUGCUCCUCAUGGUGCCUUGCAUACAGUUACUAAUAAACAUUUACUAAAUGUACAAGUAAAUGAUCUGUGUAGGCUUAAAAACAAUCUGUCUAAAUUUCUUAACAAUUUCUAAGGCCAUCUGAA